UGUAGUCGUGGAUCAUGUGGGGGACUGUUCUUAUUCUGUGUGUACUAUCAGCGAUAGGGUUUUCAAUCCACAUUGAAAAAUUAACUUGAUUACUUAAGAUCAAUAACCCAAACUGAUUACAUACUUCCACACUAAUGUAAACAUGAUACGAUUCAUUAAGAAUAUUUUUUUACGUGCUCAGCUGGUGAUGGGUAACUGUGCAUAGUGUGUCUUCUCAGCGAGUCUUCCAUGGCCCUGAUGUUGUUCUAGGUCUGCCCCGAAUCAAAGUAACCUCCAUUAUCGGUAACUAGACCCUGAAACUUGAACUUGUAUGUGUUCCUGGGUGAAGACUGAACUGUUAUGCCCACAUCUUCAAUUAUAUCUAUGACAUUACGCUGGUAACAUUGAUAGCGGGUGGGUUAAGUGACUUUAUAAUAUGUAACUAGACCCCAAAGAGUAUAACAUGGCAUCUGAAUCUGCCGAGUGCUUCCCAGUAAUUUCUCGAAGGUCAACAUGUUUUUAAACUCUCCUACCUAUAUCUUAGGCGAGAUGUUCCACACUUCCACGAUAUGCAGUGUGGAUUUCUGGCCUUCUAAACAUUUAUCUUAUAUUAGGGGAAGCAGAAUCACGUAUUUACUACAUCAUACAUAUAUAAUAACUUCACCACUGACAACGUAAACAUAGCUGCGACUGUCAUAAAAGAAGGUUACGACUGCUUGUAAAGGUAAUGACUACUUGUGAAGGAAACUACGGAUACCGCUGAAUGAAACUUCUGAAGUAAACUCCGAAUACCGUUGAAAGAAACUUCUGAAGUAAACUACGAAUACCGUUGAAAGAAACUACGACUGUCCAUGAAGGAAACUACGAUUACCCUUGAAGGAGGUUACGAUCAACUUCAUCGUGAUGGAGGGACCUGAUGUGCGGGAGGGGGCUGUAGGUCACCACUGGGUCAGGGUGGAGUGGGGUGACCCAGAUGAGUGUGACCUCAGCGUCAGUUCAGAUGGCGAUGGACCCCAGGCUGACCCCGGUGAUGCCUCCUCUACCGAUGCAGCCUCCCCCCGGGGUGGUGAAGGCGGUGUUAAUGACUCCUACGAGGACUACCUGGAGUUGGCGUACGCAAAGGAGGUGGAGCCCGACACCUACUUGCAAGACGAGGAUGGGCUGGAGGAAGGUCCUCUUGAGGAGGAGAUAGAUAGGACCGAGGUCUUCCCAGAACGACCCACUCAGGUGUACACGGCCCAGCUCCUGAGUCCCAGGACCGGCUGGACCACUGUAUACAGAGGCAGCGGGCGAAGCUGUUUGGUAGAUGGUCUGGCGCCAGCACAGGUGACCAAGGUUCGUGUUUGUCUCACCGAGGAGGACCUCACCUCUCCCUGGACCACCCUCACCAUCAAGACCAAGAGUUUGCCAAGCAGCGGGCAGGACCUGGUGGAGGCAGUGCAGGAGAAUAACGCCACGCUGGUCAGGGACGUGUUGGCUGACCUCCUUAAGUUCUCCCAGAUGGAGCGUAUAGACCACGUGGUGGAGGCAGGCCAUACGGCACUAGUGGCGGCGGUGAAGGGUGGGUCACGUGACGCCCUAGCCGUGUUGGUGGAGCGGCGGGCCGCUGUGGGCGUCCCUACUGCUGGGCCGCACCUCGCUCCCCUCACCCUAGCCGCCUGGUUGGGCCGCAUCGACCUUGCCCGCAGGCUACGUGCCGCAGGAGCCAGUUGGAACUAUACCGACAGGAACGGACUGACGGCGCUACACUACGGGGUGGCGGGUCAUCAGCUGGAGGUGGUGAAGGCGGCGUUGCAGGAUGGGGCUGACGCUACCCUGUCAGCUGCUGGCCACUCCACCCUUGCCCUCGCCCUCACCACUGCCUAUACGCGUCUCGUCUCCGCCAGGUGGACUCGAGAGGAAAUGGAGGAAGAGGCGACGAAGAUGUUGGAGGCGCUGGUGGAGGGAGGUGCCGAGGUGAACCAGCGAGGUACUGGAGGGAACACUGCUCUACACGUGGCCCUCACCCUGGGCUUGGCACACCUGGCGCGGAAACUCGUCAGUGUGGGAGGUGACGCCCACCUAAUGAACGGACGCGGAUACACGCCCACACACCUGGCACAUCUCUCUGGGCACUCUCUGGAUCAGCCCACUCCUAGAGACGAAGACAGGCCGCCAAUGGGCGAACUGGAGGCCCUCACACACCUCACGGACGACGAAACCCACUUCGUGAAGCACUGGAAGCAGUCGUAAUGAACGUUCCUGUCUCACUCAUAGAUUAAAAACAUUAAGUUCUUUAUGUACAGUACAUCAGGCUCAUUCUGUCACCAAACACACUCUCUCCUUCCCUUCACCAACGUUACAUUAAUUUCCGUGCUGUAUGUGUUACGUCACUACGCGGCUACACCAUCAUAAACACACAUUUAUAUACUAUUAUAAGAUCAGCAUGUUCCUGUAGUAAAUAUAAGUAUUAAAAUUAAUAUUAUUCAUCAGAUUAUAUUAUAGAUUAUAUGACUGGCUGUAGCUCGCUGAAUGAAAUAAAAUAAUAAUUCGA
Molecule: messenger RNA, 2512 nt
Organism: Homarus americanus (American lobster)
Lineage: Eukaryota; Metazoa; Arthropoda; Malacostraca; Decapoda; Nephropidae
Product: fibronectin type 3 and ankyrin repeat domains protein 1-like
Exons: 10
Coding region: 883-2211 (442 amino acids)
Biological process (GO): regulation of apoptotic process
Cellular component (GO): nucleus
Molecular function (GO): protein binding
Source: RefSeq, a predicted model, not a curated record